This is a messenger RNA of Acanthopagrus latus (yellowfin seabream), 4103 nucleotides long. RefSeq lists its product as uncharacterized. The record is from RefSeq and is a predicted model, not a curated record. Gene Ontology annotation, molecular function: ubiquitin-protein transferase activity. The coding region runs from base 174 to 3374 and encodes 1066 amino acids. NCBI's taxonomy places the organism in Eukaryota, Metazoa, Chordata, Actinopteri, Spariformes, Sparidae. Gene Ontology annotation, biological process: protein ubiquitination. The transcript has 25 exons.
GACAGCCAACACUCCUGCAGCACGAUGCGGCCAGUCUCGCCUCAUCACAAACAGAUGGCCAAUAAAAGUGGUGCUGUGUUUUGUUAGACCGUUUAGGUUUCGUUUUCGACAAGCCUCCCAACUCUGUGACUAGAAAGUGAUACUGAACAGUGUCACAAGACUUCUGACCUAAGAUGGGGGCAAUAUUCAACAUACUUGAGCGGUUCAGACUGGAAUCUUAUUAUCAUCAGUUUUUCCAGUUGGGCGUCAAGGAUGAACGAGAUUUCUUGGAUGGUGUCACAGAUGAAGACCUAAAUAACAUUGGUUUCACUCAUGUCGAGAAGAAUCGUUUUUCAGCUAUGAAGAACUUCAUUAAAAGACUCAGAGCUCCAGGGCGCCAAGUUCAAACAGUGACACCUGUGCAGAAGUCAUUAGAGCCAUUCUGUCUGCAGUACACAUACCCAAAAUGUCCUCAACCAAAACAUAUUACAGAUAUGGACCCAGCACAAAACACAGUUGAAGACCUGAUGUUGAGGAUCGGUCAUCUUGAAACUGUUGGCAAUUCUAAAGGAGUCUGCCUCUACACAAUUGAUGGGAUGCCCUUGACAGAUGAUCCCUUCUUCAACACAUGGUCUUUGAAAGACAGACAUAUCCAGACUGGAGACGUAAUUUACGCUAUAUUUACACCGAAGGAAAACCUGAAACAGGCUCCGCAGAUACCAAAACGAGAGUCUGGUGAAACCUAUGGAGACAGUGUGAUUCGAUGCCACAUCAUGCUCAAGGGAGACUUUGAGGUGACAGUGAACUUGGCAUGUGACACCAUAACCAGUCUGAGACUCAAGCUGGCAAAUGAGAGUGGAAUCCCAGCACAUGUCCUUUAUUACAAAGGUCGACAUUGUGGAGGAGACACACUGCAAGGUUGUGGCAUCUCUGAAGGGUCGACAGUUUUCUUCUCUUUGUCCACGUUUUCUGCUGAGACUUCGUACGAGGAGACAUUCUUCAUCAAUGAUGUUGUGCCUUCAGUCCAACAGUCCCAGAAAGGAAUCAGUGUGUUCUUGUCUUCACUUUAUGCCCUUCGAUGUCAUUAUAAAGGAGAGAAAGCGAAGAAACUGAUUUCUUACAUACGGAAACUGACUGGAUGUCACCCUCUCGCCCAAAGUUUGUAUCAGUUAUUCAGCAGGAAUGAAACAUUAACCAGGAAUCAGAAGAUUGCAGUUAUUGAAGGCCUUUACGUGCUCUUCAGAGAGCUUUUGCCUCAGCGUGGAAAACAAGGGGAGAAAGUCAUUGAGGACCUGGACAUCUUUGAGAAUUCACAGUACUGCUGGGCACAUCUCGUAUUAGAGGCAGAGAAACAGGAAUCAGAUCUUGAGAGCUACGCGCCAAUCACUCUUACGUCGGAAGAUGGCAGCCGUUUCUGCGAACCAGUCAGAGUACCUGGUGUACCUGGUCCCCUUGAACGAGUGUAUGUUCUCCAGAAAAUCAAAGAUGGAGAGAAAAUUCCAAACUGCAGUGAGGAGGUCUUGCGUGAAACUUCAUUACAGAGAGCCAUCGACAUUGAAAAAAUCCUGCUCAGUCUGCCACCAUCCAUCAGAACGUACCCUCUUUGGAUUCACCAUGACAAGACAACUGGUCAGAACUUUCAGAUGAAUAUGGAGAAGACUUUUGGAAGUAUGGCGGAAGAAUUAAAAUCUGCCUCCAAUCAGUACCUCAAUGUGACCCCACCUCUGCAUUUGAAGGAGCUAGGAGACCACAGAGCCAGCCUUGUGUUUCUGAGUAAAGACAACCUUGGAGUGUACUUGUAUAAAGACAAAGGAUCCCCUGAUAUGAUCAACGUACAUGAUUGUCUUGAUGGCAAAGUAAAAACUGUGGAUGUGAAUCUGUUGGCAGCCAGGACUGGUGACCACAGGGAUGACCGAACAUUUGUCACCACCAGGAGUCCUGAAGAAGCAAUUCUGGUGCUGAUAGAUACAAGCUCCUCCAUGGAAGAAGAAUGCUAUGGAAGUGCAGAGAUGAAGAAAAUCAAUGUGGUGAAAGAGCUCUUUGACAACUUUGCAACAAGGAGCAUGGCUUAUGAUUUUUAUCAUAUCAUUGGCCUUGUGAAGUUCGACUCCACGGUGAAAACUCUCCACACGUUCACUGAAAAUUUGGAAAAGUUCAAGGAACACAUACGCAACAUCGAGGCGAGUGGAUGUACUCUCCUAUACGACGCCCUUCGACGUGGGGGAGUCGAGCUGCAAAAGGUCAAGGCGAGGUUCCCGGACUGUCGACUCCGGAUCGUUUGUCUCACUGAUGGAAAUGAUUCUGGGUCAUCCGUAGAGCCAGUUGCUGUCACAGCCAAACUGAUAAAAGCUGACAUUGUUGUGGAUUCAAUUCUUCUUGGAAAUGUGGAAAACAACAUGCUGCAUGGGAUCAGCAAUGCAACAGGUGGCUGCUGUUUCAAACCACAGACAGCCAAAGAUGGUCUGAGGCUCUUUGAGAUUGAGACCGUUCUGUCUUUGGAACAGAGGACACUCAAGGAAAAACUUGACCCGUCAUCCAUCAGCGAGAAAGCUUUGACGAGGAUCUUCACUACACGUGGGUAUGAUGAAUAUCCAGAGACGUCCCUGCCAAGUCAGAUAAACAGCAAAGUGACAGUGACAGAGUGUACUCUGAAAGAGUUAAAAAAGAGGAGCGUUUUGGAGAAGGACAAGCGUAUUCUGGAGGAGCUGAGGAACCUGCAUUGUGACCCGCAUCCCUUCUUCAGGGUGUUUCCAUCAGAGGAAGACUUCUCGUUCUGGAAGAUUCUCAUGCAGGGCCCUCCUGACACGCCGUAUGAAAAAGGAGUGUUUGAGCUCUACUGCCAGUUUGGUCAUGAAUACCCAGUAAAGCCUCCACUCGUCCGCUUUGUCACACAAGUGUACCACUGCAAUGUCAACAGUGUGGGACGCAUCUGCCACAACAUAUUUGACCGUAACUACAAUGCCCACAUCACCAUGAGGGAGAUCCUCGAAGCUGUGUAUGGACUGCUCAUCAUCCCAGAGCCUGAAGAUCCACUGGACAGCAUUUUAGCCGAGGAAUUCCUGACGAGCCGUGAGAUGUACGAACGAGAGGCUGAGAAACAUACAGAGGAAACAGCAGGAAACUCACUGGAUGACAUGGAGAAAACAUUGGUAGAUACUGUGCCACAGUUUAUACCCCAACACCUGAUCUGUCCACUCACCAAGAAGAUGUUCAUCGAUCCUGUGAAAACGAUUUACGGCACCGUGUAUGAACGCAAGGCCAUUGAGGAACACUUGAAACAACACCAGUAUGAGCCACUGGCCGGCCCAGGGAACGAGCUUGACAUGAGUGACAUCACAGCAGACCAUGACAUGAAGAAAAUGGUGAUGGAUCAGCGUUCUCGUCAAAUUAGGUGAAGCUAAGGAAAACGCUGGGAAAGCGCUUAAAAAGCCUCUUCCAGCUGGUUCAUCGCGCCUUUAGAUUUCAGAAGGUCUUACUCUUUCUAUGCACUGUUAUAAUUUUGUUUUGAGCUGAAUAAACAAGUGCAGUUUUGGUUGAUGUCUUUGUCCCGACAUAACUUUUAUUUGAUAUGCAAGGACAGGCAGUUGUUGGAUUUCUCUGUUGAGACACUUGUGUUUGAGUUAAUCGUUGCUUUGAACUUUUUUGAUCAAUUUUCAUGUUGUUCUAAUUUCCUUGCUCGAUAUUUAAUCUCUUAAAUAUUUUAUUUUAAGGAAGGUUUUUCUGAUAGUAGAAGUUAAUGUAUUUUUGUCUUGCUAAUGAUUAGCAAAAAAGGGACUGAGUGAUGGGUGCAGCACUUCUACCUACUUGUCACUCAAAUGCAUAGAAACACUUUCUUUUUCUUUGAGUCAUAUAUGUUCAAGCCGAUUGAUGUUCAAUUAAAUAACUAAAUGUAUGCUGGUAUGUUCCAGCCUCAUCUAAGUGAAGGAAACAGCUAUUUAGUAUCUUUGAAGAGUAUGAAAGACAAAUACAUUUUCAGCGCCAUGAUUCUGAGGAUAAAUGGCAGAGUAAUUAAAAAUGCUGCAUGCAAUAUACAGUUUUAAAUUGCAUGUGACAGUUUAUACAGUUUGGGUAGGUUUGUAUAGACUUGUUUUGUAUGACAAUAAUAAAGGUGACUGCAAAACGGC